GCUAUAAGCAUUGCAGGUUUUCGGAGGGCAAGGAGUUUGGGGGAGAAAAGGAUGACCAGUACAAUACUUGGAGUUGGACCUGGAGUAUUCAUCUUGGCAGUGGUCUGGGUCUUGACUUUAUUGCUGUGCGUGUUGCUGUCUAGAGCUUCUGGACUUGCUAGGUUUUCCGUCAUCCUGGUUUUCUUUGCUGCUGUGAUCAUCACCGUAACCUUGUUGCUUUUUCCUCGUGCCAGCAAGUUUCCCGCGCCAGUUACGGAAAUCAAGAUUGUAGACACCUUCUUCAUUGGCCGUUUCAUCCUGCUUCUCAGUUUGAGCCUGGUUUUCCUGGGAUGCCUGUUUUUGCUUCUGACUCACCAUCUUCUGCAACCUGUGUAUGCCAAACCGUUGAGAUCCAGCACUUAGAAUAAUCGGCUUCGAAUCCUUGAUGGUACUUUGGCCCGUUUCCCGUUCCUGUGACUGAAGACCCAAGAUUCAGUUCCGUGAAUCGGAAUGUAUCGUUCACAAAUUCAGAAUUUUGUAUAAGGCGGCAUCUUGAGUUUCCUUCAAGAUAUGAGAAGUUUCAGAUACAGUCGGAUGAGUACAACCAAAUGUAUUGUGAAUUCUUUGCUCCCCCCCCCUUUGUUUUAUAACUUCAGUUAAUUGAAAAUGUGUUUGUACAAAGAUGCGUUUGUAUAACAGUCCAGAAAAUGCUGAUUGAAUCUCAUAAAACAUGUGUUGUAGUAUUGGUAACCGCCCGUUUGCCAGAGCAGUAUAUUAAACAAAUAUAAACGCAUUCACAUGAAAUGAUUGAAUGUCAAUCUGGUUUGCAACCAGAUUGUUUUCCUCCAGGCUCUGUAUGGUGAAACUUCGCUUCUGAAUUUCUUUUUAGUAGUUUCUGUAUUUAUUGGAUUUAACUUAAUGGAUCCCCUAGGGCUUAUUUAUUGUCAACUCUGCUUGGGUAAUACAGGUGAGAGAUGCUAAUGAGUCCCACUGAGAAGUCUCUUGGCCAAAUUGUUCCAGGAGGACAAAAUUGAAACAGAUCAUUUUUCUUCACCCACAGAUGAUCAGUGUUGCUAAAUCAUUGUUGAGCAACCCAUAUCAUAUCUUUGUUCCGAUGGUUACAUCGCCCGGGUUUGUUUGGCAGGGGCAUUGUUCAGCUCUGUGCCUGCCCUGAUACACAAGAAGAAAAUGGUGCCUUAACAGUGAUGUCAGGUGACAUCCACACUUUUGCUUGGAUGCAGUUUGAUGUCCUCUAUUGCAGUGUGUCUCACCCUUGGCAGCUUU
This is a messenger RNA of Protobothrops mucrosquamatus (brown spotted pit viper), 1263 nucleotides long. RefSeq names its product transmembrane protein 218 (gene TMEM218). The record is from RefSeq and is a predicted model, not a curated record. Bases 52 to 402 code for a protein of 116 amino acids. NCBI's taxonomy places the organism in Eukaryota, Metazoa, Chordata, Lepidosauria, Squamata, Viperidae. The transcript is spliced from 4 exons.